Molecule: messenger RNA, 1992 nt
Organism: Ostertagia ostertagi
Lineage: Eukaryota; Metazoa; Nematoda; Chromadorea; Rhabditida; Trichostrongylidae
Source: the annotation of a GenBank genome assembly
AUGAGAACUUCGCCGCCAUUCUCAGUGGUUUGGUCUUCAGGCGCAUCGAUGCGGGACAUAGAUCAAUGCCCCACAUCGUUUGGUUUGCUAGGCAGUUGUGCCGUGCGCUAUUUGUUCUUAUGGGAGAAUUGCGAUCCUCUUAACAUUGUCACUCUGAAUAAGACUCGGCGGUGUAAAGUCUCGUGGAGUGACGUACAUGAUUUGAGGAGCGGUGAAGACAACGACAACAACUACAACGAUCCAGAUUGGCGUCAUACUGCUGCUUAUGACAACAGUGAAGAUCACGGCGGUAGAGAAAACGAAAAUUUCCGGAUAACUAUUAGCCCCACUUCUACUUCCAAUCCCAGCAAGAGCGAGGAUUUGUUGAACGACGAAGAAUCCGUGAACGAGGAGGGCGACGACGGCGACCACAACUAUUACCGUAGCCCUGCUAACGACGAAGAAUCCCAGACACUCCUCAUUUCCAGUGCUCCCUCAGCUCCCAUCAAGAUCAGGGACUCAUUGAACGACCGAGAAUCCAUGAGCGAGUAUUUGCUGGACGACCGAGAAUCCGUGAACGAGGAGGGCGACGACGGCGACCACAACUAUUAUCGUAGCCCUGCUAACGACGAAGAAUCCCAGACACUCCUCAUUUCCAGUGCUCCCUCAGCUCCCAUCAAGAUCAGGGACUCAUUGAACGACCGAGAAUCCAUGAGCGAGUAUUUGCUGGACGACCGAGAAUCCACGAGCGAGGAGGGCGACGACGGCGACCACAACUAUUAUCGUAGCCCUGCUAACGACGAAGAAUCCCAGACACUCCUCAUUUCCAGUGCUCCCUCAGCUCCCAUCAAGAUCAGGGACUCAUUGAACGACCGAGAAUCCAUGAGCGAGUAUUUGCUGGACGACCGAGAAUCCACGAGCGAGGAGGGCGACGACGGCGACCACAACUAUUAUCGUAGCCCUGCUAACGACGAAGAAUCCCAGACACUCCUCAUUUCCAGUGCUCCCUCAGCUCCCAUCAAGAUCAGGGACUCAUUGAACGACCGAGAAUCCAUGAGCGAGUAUUUGCUGGACGACCGAGAAUCCACGAGCGAGGAGGGCGACGACGGCCACAACUAUUAUCGUAGCCCUGCUAACGACGAAGAAUCCCAGACACUCCUCAUUUCCAGUGCUCCCUCAGCUCCCAUCAAGAUCAGGGACUCAUUGAACGACCGAGAAUCCAUGAGCGAGUAUUUGCUGGACGACCGAGAAUCCACGAGCGAGGAGGGCGACGACGGCGACCACAACUAUUAUCGUAGCCCUGCUUACGACGAAGAAUCCCAGAUAUUCCUCAUUCCCAGUACCUCCCCAGGUUUCAGGGAGACCAACGACAACAACUACAACCAUCCAGAUUGGCGUCAUGCUGCUGCUUAUGACAACAGUGAAGAUCACGGCGGUAGAGAAAACGAAGAUUUCCGGAUAAGUAUUAGCCCCACUUCUACUUCCAAUCCCAGCAAGAGCGAGGAUUUGUUGAACGACGAAGAAUCCGUGAACGAGGAGGGCGACGACGGCGACCACAACUAUUACCGUAGCCCUGCUUACGACGAAGAAUCCCAGAUAUUCCUCAUUCCCAGUACCUCCCCAGGUUUCAGGGAGACCAACGACAACAACUACAACGAUCCAGAUUGGCGUCAUGCUGCUGCUUAUGACAACAGUGAAGAUCACGGCGGUAGAGAAAACGAAAAUUUCCGGAUAAUUAUUAGCCCCCAGUUCUACUUACAUCCCAGCAAGAGCGCGAGGAUUUUGUUGAACGACGAAGAAUCCGUGAACGAGGAGGGCGACGAGACGGCGACCACAACUAUUAUCGUAGCCCUGCUAACGACGAAGAAUCCCAGAUAUUCCUCAUUCCCAGUACCUCCCCAGGUUUCAGGGAGACCAACGACAACAACUACAACGAUCCAGAUUGGCGUCAUACUGCUGCUUAUGACAACAGUGAAGAUCACGGCGGUAGAGAAAACGAAAAUUUCCGGAUAA